Molecule: messenger RNA, 2991 nt
Organism: Lates calcarifer (barramundi perch)
Lineage: Eukaryota; Metazoa; Chordata; Actinopteri; Centropomidae
Product: protein NLRC3
Exons: 5
Coding region: 661-2859 (732 amino acids)
Molecular function (GO): metal ion binding
Source: RefSeq, a predicted model, not a curated record
UGCAGAGGUGUGUAAGAUAUGAAGUUAGAGCUGUAAAUGAUCCAUGUUCACCUUGCAGCAGUGCUCUGUUUGUUUCCAGGCAGAGCACUGACUGCAGGUCAGUUCAGUCUGAUUUUACUCUCAUUUAUCUUCUCAUAGUUUUUAGUGUUGAACAUCUGAGGUCUGGUUUCAGUAAAGGGGUUCCUUGUGUCUGUUAGUGGUACUGCAGCUGGUGGUGGUCUCCAGUCACAGCUGUGGUCUGUGCUGGGAGUCACUCACACUUUUGAUGCUGAUGUGGUUUGUGGAGUUUUUAUGUGAAGUGGUUUUGGUUGGUGUUUUCCUUUUCACAGGUAGAAUCCUCUGAGUGGUUCAGCUUCACAGCUCUGCUCCGACCGUCGCCCCUUUUUCACUUUUACUCAACUAUAAUCACUUUGAAGCCCACAAAGAACAUGACAUGUUUUUAAACAGGACAGAUCAUUACAGUGUCUGCUAGUUUCCGCGUUCACGUGUGCGCGCUCCCGUGAGAAGUGGGCGGAGCGUCGGCACCACGCCUCCUGUUGUUUAGGUAGACACGGAGCAGGAACAGGAGGGAAGUGUUGGUGGAGUUGGUGAAGAUGUCGAAAGUUUCUGCGGUCAGAAGAAGCUGUUUUACAGGUUUACCUCUCACAUUAAAAAAAAAAAAUGAGUGAUUUGGGGAAAAAGAAAGACAGAUCUGUCUCCAGCUCUGUGUCUGUGAAGAGUGACCAGUCCAAAGAUGAUCCUGGACCAGGACCCUCAGACUCUGAAGAGAAGAGUGAUGUUUCUGUGGAGGAGCAGCUGUCCUGCUGUGAUCUGUGUCAGGACGUCCUGAAGGAUCCAUUCUCUACCAGCUGUGGACACUGGUUCUGCAGACAGUGCAUCACCUCAUAUUGGGACCAGUCUGGUCCAUCAGGAGACUCCUCCUGUCCCCAGUGUGGACAAAGAUCCAGAACAAGACCUGGACUGCAGACAGCCAGUCAGACCAGCACUAUACAAGCAGAUAGUGGUCUGCAGGAGGUUUUAGAUGAACAUAAGAUCAGUCUGAGGAGGAGAUGUGAACGUGUGACUGAAGGAACUGAUGGAACAGGAAGUACAACCCUCCUCAACAGGAUCUACACUGAGCUCUACAUCACAGAGGGACCGAGUGAGCUAAGCAAGAUGGAGACCCUCCAUGACGCUCCAAUCAGGUGCCAGGACGUCUUUAACGACUUACCUGACCAACAGAGACACAUCAGAGUGGUUCUGACCAACGGCGUCGCUGGUGUUGGAAAAACCUUCUCAGUGCAGAAGUUCACUCUGGACUGGGCAGAGGGCUUGGAAAACCAAGAUGUCAGUCUGCUGGUUCUGCUUUCGUUCAGGGAGCUGAACCUGAUCAGAGAUGAGCAGUACAGUCUUCUCACACUGCUCCAUGUUUUCCAUCCAACAUUACAGAAGGUCACAGCAGAGAACCUGGCUGUCUGUAAAGUUCUGUUCAUCUUUGACGGCCUGGAUGAAAGCAGACUUUCACUGGAUUUCAACAACAGGAAGGUUGUGUCUGACGUCACACAGAAGUCAUCAGUCAACGAGCUGCUGACAAACCUCAUCCAGGGGAAUCUGCUUCCCUCGGCUCUGGUCUGGAUAACUUCCAGACCUGCAGCAGCUAAUCAGAUCCCUCCUUCAUGUGUUGACAGGGUAACAGAAGUACAAGGCUUCACUGAUCCACAGAAGGAGGAGUACUUCAGGAGGAGAUCCAGUGAUGAAGAGCUGUCCAACAGAACCAUCUCACACAUCAAGAAAUCUGGGAGCAUCAACAUCAUGUGUCAAAUUCCAGUCUUCUGCUGGAUCACUGCUACAGUUCUGGAGCACAUGUUGACUACAGAGCAGAGAGGAGAGCUGCCCAAGACCAUGACUGACCUGUUCUCACACUUCCUGAUGGUUCAGACAAAGAGGAAGAAGAACAAGUACCAUGAGGGACAUGAGACGAGUCCACAGGAGCUGACGGAGGCUGACAGGGAAGUUCUUCUGAAGCUGGGGAGGCUGGCGUUUGAACAACUGGAGAAAGGAAACACCAUGUUCUACCAAGAAGACCUGGAGCAGUGUGGUCUUGAUGUGACAGAGGCCUUGGUGUACUCAGGAGUUUGUACAGAGAUCUUCAAAAGAGAGAGUGUGAUCUUCCAGAAAACAGUCUACUGCUUUGUUCAUCUGAGCAUUCAGGAGUUUCUGGCUGCAGUCUACAUGUUCCACUGUUUCACCAACAGGAACACACAGGUAGUGAAGAAGUUCCUGGGUGAAGAAUACAGAGAGUCUUUUCUUGGGAGGAUUUUUAAGUUUUUUGGAAAAGAUGAUCACCCUUAUCCAUCUCUAGAUGAGUUCCUGAGGAGAGCCAUGGAGAAAUCCCUUCAAAGUAAAACUGGCCACCUGGACCUGUUUGUUCGCUUCCUUCAUGGCCUCUCUCUGGAGUCCAACCAGAGACUCUUAGGAGGUCUGCUGGGUCAGACAGAGAACAGUCCAGAAAUCAUCCAGAGAGUCAUCACCAACCUGAAGGAGAUGAACAGUGAUGACAUCUCUCCUGACAGAAGCAUCAACAUCUUCCACUGUCUGAUGGAGAUGAACGACCACUCAGUUCAUCGGGAGAUCCAAGAGUUCCUGAACUCUUUGACUUCAGGAACUCUCUUUAAGCCUCAGACUUUAUGGAAGGAACUCUCUGAGAUCCAGUGUUCAGCUCUGGCCUACAUGCUGCAGAUGUCAGAGGAGGUUCUGGAUGAGUUGGACCUUUUCUGGUACAACACAUCAUGGGAGGGACGACAGAGACUGAUCCCAGCUGUAAGGAACAGUAGAAAGGCUCGAUUUAUUAACUGUCGGACUCUCAGAGACUCACUGUGAAGUCGUAGCCUCAGCUCUGAAGUCCAACCCCUCCCAUCUGAGAAAUCUGGACCUGAGUACAAACAACCUGCAGGAUUCAUCAGUGAAGAUACUGUCCACUGGACUGGAGAGUCCAAACUGUAGACUGGAAAC